UGUCUGCUCCGGGCGUGUGAGGAAUGCGCUGUAGUCCCUUCGGCUGUCAUUGUUAGGAAGCAAGCAAGCAAGCGACACAAACUCCCCCCCCCUCUCCUCCUCCUCCUCCUCCAUCACUUCCAGUAAAACAAUGGAGCUGGAAUGUUAACUCUAGGCUUUACUAGACCAGAGGGCUGCAGCAUCCUCCUCUAAAACUAGAACGACCUCAGUGCUGGUGGAUAACCCCCCCGAAGCACACCCUAGUGAAUUUGACCUGAACAGUGGAUAUAACAGCUUCCAUCCAGACAGCAAACCAAAGGAGAGCAUUUCCAUUGCUCUAUUGUUAAAUCUUAAUCAUUGACUCUUAAGCAUUGACUCUUUGCAGUCCUUUCUUUUGAUUUUUUUUUUUUUGCAAGACUUUAUAUGGUUGUGAAUUUCAAAUACAAUCAUUAGUAAAAAUGGGCCCUGGAAUGGAGGCGGCUGACAUUGCUGUGGUAGCAUUUUAUUUUGUUUUGGUGCUAGGCAUUGGCUUCUUUGCCAUGUGGAAGGCCAAUCGCAGUACGGUAAGUGGCUACUUCCUGGCUGGACGGUCCAUGACAUGGAUGGUGAUUGGAGCAUCACUUUUUGUCAGCAACAUUGGCAGCGAACAUUUCAUAGGCCUCGCUGGAUCAGGAGCUGCAAGUGGUUUUGCUGUGGGAGCAUGGGAGUUCAAUGCACUUCUGCUGCUGCAGCUGCUUGGCUGGGUAUUUAUCCCUGUGUAUAUCCAUUCUGGGGUCUACACAAUGCCUGAGUACCUGUCAAAACGCUAUGGAGGCAACAGGCUGAAGGUUUACUUUGCUGCCUUGUCUGUGUUACUUUACAUUUUCACCAAGCUCUCUGUGGACUUGUACGCUGGAGCUCUCUUCAUUCAGGAAUCACUGGGAUGGAACUUGUAUCUGUCCAUAAUCUUGCUCGUUUGUAUGACUGCUCUGCUCACAGUCACCGGUGGAUUGGUGGCAGUAAUGUACACUGAUGCCCUUCAAGCAGUGUUGAUGAUUGGUGGAGCCCUCAGCUUGACGGUAAUUAGCCUAGUCAAGGUGGGUGGGUUUGAGGGUGUCAGGACAAAGUACAUGCAGUCAGUUCCCAAUGUUUCUGCUAUAGUGGCCAGUGGAAACUUCUCCUAUUCUCCCUCCUGCCGCAUUGAUCCCAAGCCAAACUCUCUGCGCAUCCUUCGGGGUCCUCUGGAUGAGGACAUACCCUGGCCUGGCUUCCUCCUUGGUCAGACCCCAGCUUCCAUAUGGUACUGGUGUGCAGACCAGGUCAUUGUCCAGAGGGUACUUGCAGCAAAGAACAUUGCUCACGCCAAGGCCUCCACACUCAUGGCUGGAUUUCUCAAGGUCCUGCCCAUGUUCAUCAUUGUGAUUCCAGGUAUGAUCUCCCGUAUCCUGUUCACAGACGAGAUAGCCUGCAUUGGACCAGAGCACUGCCUGGCUGUGUGUGGUUCUCAGGCUGGCUGCUCCAACAUCGCUUACCCACGUCUGGUCAUGUCUGUGAUGCCUGUGGGACUGAGGGGUUUGAUGAUGGCAGUCAUGAUCGCUGCCCUGAUGAGUGAUCUCGACUCAAUAUUCAACAGCGCUAGCACAAUCUUCACCCUGGACAUCUAUCAGAGCGCUCGGCAGGGUGCAUCCCAGUGGGAGCUGCUAGUCGUUGGCCGGCUGUUUGUAGUGUUCAUGGUGGCAAUUAGCAUUGCCUGGGUCCCCGUUAUUAUUGAAAUGCAGGGUGGCCAAAUGUACCUCUACAUACAGGAAGUUGCCGGCUACCUGACUCCACCCAUCGCUGCCCUCUUCCUGCUGGGUGUGUUCUGGAAACGCUGCAAUGAGAAAGGGGCAUUCUGGGGUGGCAUGACGGGCUUUUCGCUGGGUACCUUGCGCCUUAUCCUGGCAUUUAUUUACCGUGAGCCUCGCUGUGACCAGCCUGAUGAUAGACCAGCCUUCAUCACACAUGUCCACUACAUGUAUGUGGCUGCGGGGCUGUUCUGGCUUUCGGGUUUUGUGGCAGUGGUAGUCAGUCUCUGUACCUCCCCGCCAAAUAAGGAGCAAGUUCGUACAACCACAGUAUGGGGGCUGCGCAACAUUGAGAUGGUUCCCCCAAAAGACCAAGAGGAAGCUUACAGACUGACUGAGAAGAACCAGUGUAAUGGUGACAGAGGUCUCUGCAAGAAUUUGCCUCCAGAUGUCCGACAUGACAGGUGUCUGGAUGGGGCGGAUAUCAAGCUCCUGGUUGCAUCCACCGACCAUGACCCGGUGACCCCAAGCACAGAAUCAACCCCAGUCACUGACCCUGCAGGACGGGUUGGUAAUGGAAAGGUGGAGUUGGUCCAAGCAGAGGGAGGCUGUCAUUGUAUCAAGGCAAAUGACCUGUGCCUGCACUUGCUGGACUGGUUUUGUGGUUAUAAGGCGGGAGCACAGAACAUCCAGGCAAAAGUUAUGGAGGAGGAUCAGAGGGUCAUUGUGGAAAUGCUAUAUGAACCACCCAGAAUCAAACUGCUACUGAACCUGGGCCUGAUACUUGUCUGCUCCUUAGGCAUCUUCAUGUUUAUUUAUUUCUCUCUAUAGUUUUACCCGGCACUGGACUUAAGGGGCUGAUGGGGGUGGGAGAUGUUUACGUGGUUUCUUAAAGUCUUUUUGAUGAUGUAUGGAUUUGGGGGAUGUUUUGAAAAGGCACAGUUAAGAUUUGACAAGCUCUGUCUGUAAUAUUUACAGUUGUUUAUUGUAGCUAACUGGGAUUAAAGCUCAUUCUAAUCAUUUUUUUUAAAUGAUUGAAGCUUUACCGUAUAAAAAAAAUACUAUUCCUUUUAUGAUUAUAAACCUUAUUUGGCAUUGUCAAGUCAAUUUUGUAAAGUGCUUAUUAAUUCUGCAUAAAAAGCUGUCUUUGAUUUUCAGAAUUGUAACCUUACGGUAAUAAAUAUUUUUUUUUCUAAAAUCACUACGCCUAAUGACAGCAGCAGUAGAUCCAUUUGCACCUGUAGUAGCAUUAAUAUUCCUCACAAAGUCUAAAUAGAGGUAAAUGUGUUUCUCUAGUUUAUUGGUCAUGACCAUUUUGUACAAGUUUCUCUAUUCGCACUUUGAUCAUUUCUGCAUAAUGUCAAUAGCUCUUUGUGUAAAUUGUCAGGUUUUUUUGGGUGGGGGAAUCCCCCCCCCCUUUUUUUCUCUCCCCAAUUGUAUCCGGCCAAUGACCCCACUCUUCUGAGUCGUCCUGGUCGCUGCUCCACCCCCUCUGCCGAUUCGGGGAGGGCUGCAGACUACCAUAUGCCUCCUUCGAUACAUGUGGGGUCACCAGCCGCUACUUUUCACCUGGGAGUGAGGCGUUUCACCAGGGGAAUGUAGCACGUGGGAGGAUCACGCUAUUCCCCCUCCACUCCCGAACAGGAUCCCCGACCCACCAGAGGAGGCGCUAGUGCAGCGAACAGGACACAUACCCACAUCCGGCUUCCCACCCGCAGACACGGCCUAUUGUGUCAGUAGGGACGCCCGGCCAAGCCGGAGGUAAGAUGGGGAUUCGAACCGCCGAUCCCUGUGUUGGUAGGCAACGGAAUAGGCCGCUGGUUAUUUCUCUUAUAAUUUCCAAGUGCACUGACAUGUCAUUUGAAACUGGUCGGCCAAUUAGCUGUUGAUGUCCCGGACUUGGGAGAAGAACUUGUGGAUGUAAAAUGCUAGCCUCUCCUCCAUACUGGGAACACUUAAAAAAAAAAGUUUUCCUUUCCUGGAAAAGACGCCUUUGCUCUAUUCACUGUGUUUAGUUCCUCGCUGCUUUUGAAAGUACUCAAAAGUCUCACUCUGCUUGUAUUAUAUAUGACUCUUAUGGUGUUUAAGGUAAUUACAUAUAUUUAUGGAUCGGUUUGAUUAAGUCUUAGAAAAUGCAUUACAUCAGUUACAUUCAAGGUUAUAUAUCUGGUAUUUAGAAAAUGUGAAAAUGUGUUUAGAGGUUCAUAGAUAAAAAAAAAAAAAGCACAAGAACUGAUGUUGCUCAUUUAGCCUUUGUGUCCUCCCCCAAAACGAGUUACUUCCCAUCCACAAAGAAUAAUUGGCAUCACCACACAUACCACGCCAUAGCAACAUGUACCCUGGCUCUGCCAGAUGACAGAAGCUAAGGAGGGGUGGGCUUGGCUAGUACUGGGAUGGAAGACCUCCCAGGGAAAACGGAGUUGCUACCGGGAGUGGUGUUGGUGGGCCAGUAGGGAGCAGCCUACCCUCUGGGCCUAAUAAAAUCAACAAAUAUCAAAUCCCAAUGCCCCUGUGCAGUGACGGGGACACGGUGCUGUAGGAGUCACCGUCCUUUGGAUAAAACCUUAAACCAAGGUCCUGACUCACUGGGGUCAUUAAAAAUCCCACAGCACUUAUCGCAAAGAGUAGGGGGUUCUCUGGUGUCCUGGCAAAAUCCCCAACCUAGUUCUCUCCAUCUGGCCACCUAACCAUCCCCCCAUGUAAUUGGCUCAAUGACUCCUCCCUCUCCACCUCAAGCUGAUGUGGGGUGAGCGUUCUGGUGCAAAAUGGCUGCUGUGCAUCACCCAGGUGGGUGUUACACAGUGGUGGUGGUGGCUGAAGUGAGUUACCCCCUUCAGUGUGAUUGCUUUGGGUGUCUAGAAAAGCCCUAUAUAAAUGUAAUGAUUAUUAUUAUUAUUACCAUCUCAUGUAGCCUUUUUAUGUCAGCGGGCUGCUCAGUGGGGAGUUGCUGUUGCUGCUGACGCAAAAUUCCAGUUACAUCUGCUGUUGCUUUAUCGGCCUUUUACCAUCUGAUGAAUCACAGUUUCUGUUACUGUGGAUACUUACAAGCACCGACGCUCGAGGUCCUGCAUCAGUUUAUAUUUCAUGCAUCUGAAAUAAUCUCUCUUAUGAACUUUUGCUUAUGAUGUCUUGAGUUUCAUUGUUAAAGCAAUUGUUUUUUGUUUUUUUACAUUUCUUUUAUAUUUCUAUUAUUUUUUUCAGGGUUCAUUGGUUCACCCAUGAUAUACAUGUCUGAUAUAUUUGGCUGUCUCUGGUGUAUCUACACGUGUGUGUGUUUCAUAUUUUGUGCACUUCAGGUGGUGGUGGUAUGCCAUAAUAGUUUGUUUUUUUUUUAAAGCGCAUCACCUUUAUAAACCUUUUUACCAAAUGUGUCUUAGUGGAAAAUGUUAAAGCAAAAAAAAACAAACAAAAAAAAACAAACAAAAAAAACCCCAAAAAAACAAAAAAUAAAGAUAUCAGUUGAGUUGUGCGUCUUGAAAAUUUGUACAGUGAAUUCCAAUUUAGCUUAGUCAUGUUGCAGGUUUUCAGCUAAUCUUGAGCUGCCUAUUGACAGAAUCAUACCCGCCAGGUUGGGAAUGUCAUUUCAGGCGUUUGGCUGUUUUUUUCCGGUUAUUGUCGCUGUUGUAGGAUUAGCACAUCUCUCUGUGAUGGGACUCAAACAAGGAGGAUUAUAUUCAGCCCCUGGGUAGUUGGAAGCCUUCUGGAUUGAUGUCAGUACUUCUAUCAUCACCCCUUACACACAACGCAUGUUUUCCAGAUAUCGAGUUCAUGCACAGAGGAAGAGGCAAAGCAAACCUGGUGGAUUCAAGGAGGGCAGUUGAAUUGAAUGGCCUUGUUCCAUAGAGUCCUUCUUCCUUCUGCCACAGAGCCCUUAUUCCUUAUAGUCCGUAUUCCAUAGAGUUCUUAUUCCUUCUUCCAUAGAGUCCUUAUUCCUUGUUCCAUAGAGUCCUUAUUCCUUAGUCCUUAUUCCUUAUUCUAGAGUCCUUCUUUCAUAGAGUCCUUAUUCCAUAGAGUUCUUAUUCCUUCUUCCAUAGAGUCCUUAUUCCUUGUUCCAUAUUCCUUCUUCCAUAGAGUCCUUAUUCCUUCUUCCAUAUUCCUUCUUCCAUAGAGUCCUUAUUCCAUUGUCCUUAUUCCUUAUUCUAUAGUCCUUCUUCCAUAGAGUCCUUAUUCCUUCUUCCAUAUUCCUUCAUUCAUAGAGUCCUUAUUCCUUGUUCAAUAGAGUCCUUAUUCCUUAUUCCAUAGAGUCCUUAGUCCUUAUUCUAGAGAGUCCUUAGUCUAUAGAUUCCUUAUUCCUUCUUCCAUAGAUCCCACAGAGUCCUUGUUCCUGAAUCCAGAGUCCUUGUUCCUUAUUCCAUAGAGUCCUUAUUCCUUAUGCCAUAGAGUCGCCAUCUUUGUGUGGUAGGUCCAGCGUCUCCAGUGUCAGAUACGAGAGACGGAUGGAGGACUUGGAUAAAAAUACCUAAUUAGAGAGUUUUAGAACUUUGGUUUUCCUUUUUUUUUUGAGAGAGAGAGAGAGAGAGAGAGAGAGAGAGAGAGAGAGAGAGAGAGAGAGAGAGAGAGAAAAUACAUUGUUAUUUUAUGGAUUUUAUUUCUUAGAGAUUGUAAAUCAAUAAAGUCAAGUUUCUGUGCAGAUGAGAUGGCAGAUGUGUUUUUAUUCUUAUCACUAAACUAUGAAACAUGCAAAGUCCAACAAAAAAAUAUACAUAUAUUACUGGAUAUAAUACUCUUGCGUAAAGGAUAUCGAUAUAUUAUUCAUAUAUUAUUAUUUUUAUUAUUAUUUAUUCAUAUUAUUUAUUCGUAUUUUAUUCUUAUUUCUAUUUCUUAUUUUAUCUUUUAUUUCUACUUUUCUUAUUCUUCAUUUUUAUUUUCUUGUUAUCUUGUAUCUUGUUAGUUUUUCUUUACUAGAGCAUGAGUGUCUGUAAUAGAACCCAGUUUCCCCUCGGGGAUGAAUAA
Molecule: messenger RNA, 6695 nt
Organism: Lampris incognitus (smalleye Pacific opah)
Lineage: Eukaryota; Metazoa; Chordata; Actinopteri; Lampriformes; Lampridae
Gene: slc5a3b
Product: solute carrier family 5 member 3b
Exons: 2
Coding region: 438-2573 (711 amino acids)
Biological process (GO): myo-inositol transport; inositol metabolic process; transmembrane transport
Cellular component (GO): plasma membrane
Molecular function (GO): D-glucose:sodium symporter activity
Source: RefSeq, a predicted model, not a curated record